Molecule: messenger RNA, 732 nt
Organism: Aspergillus tubingensis
Lineage: Eukaryota; Fungi; Ascomycota; Eurotiomycetes; Eurotiales; Aspergillaceae
Product: O-methyltransferase
Exons: 2
Coding region: 1-732 (243 amino acids)
Molecular function (GO): O-methyltransferase activity
Source: RefSeq, a predicted model, not a curated record
AUGUUAUCCCCCAACCCCGUCGAUGCCCCGCAACAUGUCCUACAGCUCCUCUCCGAACUUCACAAAAAGUCAUUGGAACAGGAAGCCCUGAUCUCCAAGAAUGGCAAAUUUAUCUCGACAGCUGUUCUCAGCAAGCUGGAAGGCAAAGGCCCUGCCGCCAACCCGCAAGCCGAAUUCGAUCAACUCAUGCUCGACAAGUUCAUCGCGCUGGACGAAGACAAAUGCCAAUUUACCUAUCAACUGAUCAACUCCAUGGGCGCCACCAAUAUCAUCGAGGCAGGCACUAGCUUUGGAGUUAGCACCAUCUACCUUGCUCUGGCUGUUGCAAAGACCACCGCGGCGACAGGCAAGUCUGGCACUGUCAUCGCGACGGAGAAGGAGAAAUCGAAGGCAGAUAUUGCGCGGGGCUACUGGCAUCAGUGCGGUGAGAUUGUGGAGAAACAGAUCGAUCUCAGAGAAGGUGAUCUGCUCGAGACCCUGAAGGAAGGGCUGCCGGAGAUUGAUCUUCUCCUUCUUGAUAUCUGGACUCCACUAGCACUUCCUACCCUCAAAACCGUUCUCCCUCGCUUUCGACACGGUGCAGUUGUUCUUACUGAUAAUACGAUCUCCGGCGCUCAGGGCUACGCGGAUCUGCUGUCGUUCUUGAGAUCGCCUGAGAAUGGCUUCCGCAACAUGACUUUGCCUUUCACUAAUGGGUUUGAGAUGAGCGUUUACUUGCCGCAAGGAAAGUAA